Messenger RNA from Eimeria mitis, 732 nucleotides. RefSeq lists its product as uncharacterized. The coding region runs from base 1 to 732 and encodes 243 amino acids. The transcript has a single exon. The record is from RefSeq and is a predicted model, not a curated record. Lineage: Eukaryota; Apicomplexa; Conoidasida; Eucoccidiorida; Eimeriidae.
AUGCUGCCUAAGCGGCAGCGCCUCGCGGGCGAAGGGCCCCCGAGCCCUGGGUGUAGGUGCCGCAGCAGCAGCAACGACAGCAGCGCAGCAGCAGCAGCAGCAGCAGCGGGUCCUUACCCAGUGAACCUGAAUCUUCCUCCCCUAACCCUGCUCUCCCACCACCACCCGCAGCAGCAGCAGCAGCAGCAGCAGCAGCAGCAGCAGCAGCAGCAGGAGAGGCUGCUGCCUGUUGCAGCAGCACGGCUGCCUGUGCCUCCUCUCCCCUCUGUUCUUUCUGUGCCUGCCUUAGUUAGAGCAAGACAAGCAGAAGUUGCUGCGCUGCUGCAGCAGCUGCAGCAGAUACCAAACCGCUAUCAGCAGCAGCGGCAGCAGCAGCAGCAGCAGCAACGAAACUACCGCGAGCAACUGCAGCACAAGCAGCUAUCCAAGCGUCAAAAAAAAGCAGCAGCAGCAGCAGCAGCAGCAGCAGCUGCUGCUGCUGCUGCCUCAGAUGCAGCAAUCGGCGACGCAACAACCACCCCAUCACCAGCAGCAGCAGAACCACCAGCAGCAGCAGCAGCAGCAGCAGCAGCAGCAAGAACAGGCCCCUGCCGCCGAGCCUUUCAGAGGCUGCCGGUGUAUAUGCGGCGGCGGUGUAUGUCCUUCAACCCGUAUAGAAUACCCAAAAGAAUAAGAAACCCUAUACUAGCAGAAAUGGCCAAAACACCGCCCAAGGUAAACCCUAAACCCUAA